CUUCCACUUUGGGAAGCGAAGUCUCCUCACCGCCUAGGCGGUGCGCAGCCCGCCGUGAGGACGCGCUACAGCGAGCGCUCUGGGACUAAAAGGCGCGGGGCCGCGGACGACCCCUCAGACCUUUCGCCCCGCCCCCUGGGCCGGAAGGACGUGAGGCACUUCCGGUGUCCGGGUUGCCGCGGCGAUGUCGUGGGUGGCUGCGGCUCCCGCGGUGCGGAGCCCUGGAGAGCCGGGGGACGUGUUUGACGAGGAGGCGGACGAAGUGCUGCUGGCGCGGCGGGAGUGGCGGAGUCACAUGCGGAGACGAGUGCAAGAAGGUUACAGAGAUGGGGUGGAUGCUGGCAAGGCAGCUGCUCUUCAGCAGGGCUUCAAUCAAGGCUUUAAGGAAGGCGCGGGCGUCGUUUUGAACUAUGGACUACUCAGAGGAACACUAAGUGCCUUGCUCUCCUGGUGUCACCUUCAUGGUGAUAAUUCGACAUUGAUCAGUGCAAUAUACGAUCUUCUGAACGCACUUGGCCAGUGUGAAGAGUAUGUGCUCACACAUCUGAAAUCAGUCACUCCACAGCCCCAGGUUGGAGAUUUACUGGACUCCUUUGAGGACAUGGGUCUUUGUCAUGCGGUUCCAGCUGAGGAAAAGGUUGAUCAAGCCCAAGAUGAACGACUCUGUGGAACUAAUGCUGACUUAAACAAAAACUGUGGCAAGAGCACCCCAGGAACAGAUGGCCCACAAGCCCAUGCACAUUUGGAAAAACCUAGCAUCACAUGGAUUUUAGAACAGACGACCAAUUUAGUUAAACAGCUAGGAGUAUCAGCAGAUGUGUUACAGCACCUCAGACAACUAUAAAAAUGGUCACCUAUUUGCUAAUGGAAGCAGGGUCCACAGAGAGCACUUUGUUUGUGGAUAAUACUUCAUUGUGCACUUCUCCUAUGACCAUCUCUCCUGAAAGUGUGAAAUAUCUGCAGCAUCUGCACUAUUAAACGUAACACAAGCCUG
Messenger RNA from Jaculus jaculus (lesser Egyptian jerboa), 994 nucleotides. RefSeq names its product YAE1 maturation factor of ABCE1 (gene Yae1). The record is from RefSeq and is a predicted model, not a curated record. The transcript is spliced from 3 exons. Bases 185 to 844 code for a protein of 219 amino acids. Lineage: Eukaryota; Metazoa; Chordata; Mammalia; Rodentia; Dipodidae.